Ciona intestinalis (vase tunicate) is the source of this 1175-nucleotide messenger RNA. Lineage: Eukaryota; Metazoa; Chordata; Ascidiacea; Phlebobranchia; Cionidae. The record is from RefSeq and is a predicted model, not a curated record.
AAGUGAUAUCAUUCCGUUCCUGUUUGUAGAAAGUUGAAUACGAAGAGUUUAGUCGAUAUUUAGAAGUGCGUAGAAUGUUUUGUAAAAUCACUGUUGUUACAAUAUUGCUGGGAUUAUUUGCAAACCAUGGCAGAAGUGCGUUGAUGUCUCCUACUUGCCCACGAGGGGAUUACCAAAAAGAAUCACCAUCUGGCCAAGAACAUCUUGCUGCGUGUAAGCAAUAUACGUGUAAUAGUUGUUGCUUUGAAAAUAUCACCACUCAACUUGCAAUCAUGCCGAUUCAGCAAGUUGGUAAACUAAACUAUAAUCAGUGCGACAAACUAACUGAUGCUUGUUCCACCCAACAUACAUAUCUACAAUGUUUGUACCAAUGUUCACCCAAUCUAUACCCGUGGAUGAUCGAAAGUACAAGAAAGUUAAUAGCCAUUCCACUGUGUGCGUCGUUCUGUGACCAAUGGUUUAUGACUUGCUCGGCUGAUAUGACGUGCGCACCCGGAGAGGGAAAUUGGAAGACUGGUUUAAACAAAGGUUUUGAUGCAAGUGGAAAUCCAGUAAAUCCGUGCAAACCCGGAGUGAUGUGCAGGAAUUAUACAGAAACUUACGGUAGCGGAGAAGGGCUUUGCAACAAUAUAUGGGGAACCUUGUUUAAAUACAGCACAGAUACAAAAAAUUGCAUUGAUCCAUCGAACCCAACUCAUAACUCGGAAGUUGUCAAGUCGAUCAACUCAAGCUAUACCACUAGCAUCUGCAGUAAAACGGAAGAUUACACGGAUAUAGGAAUGAUCAUUGGUAUUGUGUUUGGUGUUCUUGGUGGAAUCUUCCUUAUAGCAGCUGGUAUUGCUUUCUACAUGAGGCAAAAGAAAAACAAAAAACCAGCUGGUAAGUCUGCACCCGCUAAACCCACAAGUGAAGAAAUGUCAACAUUAAGAGUCCAACCCAGCGCAGAUACUCCACCAAACACGAGAGAAGGAAGUGACGUAGCCGAAGAUUGAGACGGUUGAAUGAACGCAUAGCGUGUGACGUAACUGCCCAAGUUUAUAAUGUUUGUAAUUUCCCCGUGUGACGAUGAAAUAAAAUUAUUUGAGAUGCCGUGCUAUGUAUUAUAUAUAAACAUUAUUUACUUUACUUCGCUUUGCAUAAAAAAUGUGAAUGCUUUGGAAUAAAGAUAUAAUCAU